AUGAAUGUAUUUCGUUAUAUUGAAGAUAAAGAUGUCUUUCAAAAAUUCUAUAGUAAAACUUUAGCACGUCGUUUAGUUUAUAAUCAAUCUGUAUCGGAAGAUGCUGAGGCUUCAAUGAUUUCUAAAUUAAAAGAAGCAUGCGGUUUUGAAUAUACCGCAAAAUUACAACGAAUGUUUCAAGAUGUCAAUGCUACUAGAGAAUUAAAUGCGAAAUUUUUAGAUUAUGUACAAAAACAAGAAGAAGCUAAUGGUAGUACAAUUAAAGGAA
Schistosoma turkestanicum is the source of this 268-nucleotide messenger RNA. Lineage: Eukaryota; Metazoa; Platyhelminthes; Trematoda; Strigeidida; Schistosomatidae. The record is from the annotation of a GenBank genome assembly.